GUGAGGGAGCGGAGCUGGCGGAAGCGCCCAGGUAGCUGCGGGAUGGACCGCAGUCUGCCAAUUUUCUCCAUCCAAGACAGCCCCUUUGAGGAUACUCCCCUGGAUCAAAGCCACUACUGGCCGUCCCAAAGCCAGACCUGGCACCCCAAGACCCUGAGCCCAUCCAGGUCCCGGGGGUCCAGGCCCCCAGAAGCUCCCAAGGCUCUGGCCACAGGUCCCAACUCCUCUGAACUGUUUGAAGAGUCCUGGCCAUCCAGCUCAGGGACCCCUUCCCCACCCAGCACCACUGAAGGACAGAUGGGAGCCUCCCAACCACCCACCCUGGUUGACAGCAGAGAGUCCGUGGUGGCCAAGUACAUAAACCGGUUCCGCCAGGCUCAGCCCACAAGCCGAGAGGAACGCCAGCCUGCAGGCCCAACCCCAGCUGACUUUUGGUGGCUACGGCCUGAAUCUCCAGACACCCCCUGUCAACUUGCAGCAGGAGCCAGUGAACCAGAAGGAAGACCCAACACAGCAGUCCCAACUCUUGCAAAGGUGGCCAGCGCAUCUCAGGCUAAGGCUGUGGCUCCCCUUGAGGAAAUGAAACAGAGCCUCAACACAUGGAACUCGUCCCUGCUGGACCUGGAGACACUGAGCCUACAGAGCAGAGCUGCCAGGCUGCUCAAACGCAGCAAGGCCUCCAUCUCCUCCUCCUCACUCAGCCCUAGCGAUAGCAGCAGCUCCUCAUUCCCCGUCAGCUCUGAUGGCCUCUCUCCCUUCUCCGCGACCUUCACCCCUGACUCCAGCAAGGGCUCUGACCCCAAGGCACAUGUAACACCAGCAUCUGCCCCCAUCCCUGCUCCAGCCCCGGUCUCCUCCCAGGCACCCCUGCGUCCAGAGGAUGAUAUUCUGUACCAGUGGCGGCAGCGGCGGAAGCUUGAACGGGCUCGAGGAGGGCAGGGUGAUGGAACCUGGGUACUACCCCAGACUCCUUCCCUCACCACUCUAGCCCUUCCUGCCCCUGCAGAGACCCUUGGCUCCCUGGGAACCCAGCCUACCUGUGUCCCACAUUGGACCAGUGUGGCCCGAUCGGGGCCCCUGGAGGCCUUCUAUAUGGAGAGGCCUCCUAUUCCCCCAGGGUUCCCUCCACACAUCUUUUGGGGCCCCAGCCCCCAUGGGUUCUUCUGGGCCCCGCAGUCAGGUCCCUGCGUGUCUCUCGGGGCCAUUCCUCCCAUGCCCUGUACCCCUGCGCCUCCGGCUGCCGCCUCGGCACCCGCAGCCUCCACCCUCCCGCCCCCAGCCGCCCCCCAGGAUCCACCCACUCCUGCUCCAAGCUGCCGGGCGCAGCCUGAGAAGCAGGGCCCCAAGCCUCGGAGUAGCGGAGCCCCGCGCCAGGAGUCCGCUGGGACAGUCGUGGCAGCUGACGAGGGGCCUGGCCCGCAGCUCAGAGGCGCCCUGGGCCAAGUAGUAUCCGCUCGGCUCUUCCCGGACAGCCUGGAGGACACGCCCCCUCACCUUGAGGGCCCACCUCUGCCCGAGGCUGAAUCUCUGAAAGUCAAGGCCACACACCCCCAAACCAAGAUUGCGCCACCUCCACAGACUCCGACAGGUCGGUCUAAAGCCGAGUCUCGGAAAGCCCAGGCCACGCGCCCCCUAGCGGUGUGGGAGCCUCGGAAAAACAAAGACACUCCCUUGGCUGAAGCUGGGUAUCCGCCGCCCAAGGUCCCGCCCCCUCCAGCUGAGGAGGCGUCCCCUGGCCCCGAGGCCCCGCCCCCUUCCUCCAAGGCGGGGCCUCUCGAGGAGGUGGCUACGCCCCGGUCCGCUGCUGAGCACGCCCCCUCAGGAGAUCUGCUCUGCCAGGCUGCCCGACUUCUGGAGGCGGCAGAAGACUCUGACGGCAGCGAGUUCCAGGACGACCCGGUACUUCAGUUGCUAAGAAUUCAGAGGGCCGAGCUGAGACGGCAGAAAAGGGAAGUGGACGCCCAACUAUCCCUCUUACUGGAGCACACUGAAGACUCAGGGACUUGGUCUCCUCCAACCAGGUCGCCCCCCAGGUCCCCAGGAAGGCGGCCGCACAGGGGAGGAGCUUCUCUUGAGACCAGGUGGCGCUGA
Neomonachus schauinslandi (Hawaiian monk seal) is the source of this 2091-nucleotide messenger RNA. RefSeq names its product proline and serine rich 3 (gene PROSER3). The record is from RefSeq and is a predicted model, not a curated record. The transcript is spliced from 12 exons. Bases 43 to 2091 code for a protein of 682 amino acids. NCBI's taxonomy places the organism in Eukaryota, Metazoa, Chordata, Mammalia, Carnivora, Phocidae.